Molecule: messenger RNA, 1428 nt
Organism: Aspergillus sclerotioniger CBS 115572
Lineage: Eukaryota; Fungi; Ascomycota; Eurotiomycetes; Eurotiales; Aspergillaceae
Product: bZIP transcription factor
Exons: 3
Coding region: 1-1428 (475 amino acids)
Biological process (GO): regulation of DNA-templated transcription
Molecular function (GO): DNA-binding transcription factor activity
Source: RefSeq, a predicted model, not a curated record
AUGACCGACUCAGACACCGCUCUAGUCCCUUGGGAAAGCAUCAACGAGCAGCUUUUCGGGACGCAGCACGUGCGAUUAGACUCUUCAGCCACACCGCAGAUCACUUCGCUGCUGUCAGCCUGCUCAUAUCCCGUACCCCAACAAAUUAGGCAACCGCAACGAGAACCAGGGUACAUUCAGGCACCAUUACUUGGGUAUGUGCCAGAAGUUGCACUAUACAAUGACGAUCCCGACAUGCAGGCGACUCAGCCCGCUGCGAAGCCCCCUAAACGCCCCCGCGGCGACGUAAAUCGAUCCGGAUCAUCGCUCAAUAAAAGAGGUCGACCGCGAAAAGUAGUAGACGGCGCUGUGGAUGAAGAUCCAGAAGAGAGACGGCGGAGACAAAUCCGUCUUGCGCAACGUGCUUAUCGCUCCCGAAAAGAAGCCAACAUCUCGUCUCUUAAAAGCCGCAUCUCCGAACUCGAGUCUGUGGUAGAGCAAAUGAGCACGGCGGUUCUCUCUUUUAGUGAUAAGCUGGUUCAGUCAGGGGUUUUGGCAGGCGAUACUGGCCUGACGACGCAUUUGCGAGAUACGGUACAAGCAUGUCUCACUCUAGCUAGGGAGGCUAGCAAUGAUGGUGAACAGGAUGUUCCCAUUGUUUCGCCGCCGCAGACAGAACAAGGCUCACCGGAACUUCUGACGCCUGAGCAGCAGACCCAACCACCAAUCGUGGGAUCGAAUGAAAGCUUUCCAUUCAGCUUCGGAUCUAAUUUUAAUCUACAUCUGGGGCAGGAAGGAUUGCAGAAAACAGGAAUUAGAAAGAGUCCUCGUUUCUUCGAAUCGUUGGAGACAUCUGAAAUGGACUUGUCUCUUUUCACAGACCGCCUCCACAUGUCGUGCGUUUACCAGGGGUGUUUCGCCCUGUGUGACGAUUCCAUCAGUAUGGACAGGAUACAGAAGCAUUUCUGUCUGCUUCUCCAAAUAAUGGACAGGAAACGUAUUGCAUCAUAUUUCCAAUCAGCUUUGAACGAGAAAGAGAGCCGGAAACGUUUCGAGGAGUGGGAAGAUGUUCCAUUCUUCAGCUUAGGGGGUGCAGGAACACAUUACUCUCGAUCUUCCUUGAAGUGCAAAGCCGCGGAUCGUCCAUUUCGGCCUGGAGUGCGAUGGGUUUCCGUGCGGUCUGUGUCACAGUUUCCACCACAUAUACAGAAGCAGCUUGAAGGGGACUGGUUUGACAUGGGUGACCUGGAAGGAUAUUUGCGCGAGCAGGAUGUGCGUCUUCUCACAUACCCUCCACUGGAUCGUGCACAAUACCAAUCCAAGGGGAAAGCGAUCAAUGCAGCACGUUUCAUACAAGCACUGUCCGCGAAUGCGAUAUGUCUGGGAUGGACACCGGGUUUCCGUCGCCGCGACGUGGAGAUUGCCCUGCAGGGUUGUAUAUGGAGAUAA